UCUCGCCUCACGCACCCACGUCUCCCCCUCCCUCUCCAAUGCGUGUGGCGCUCGACCCUCCUGAGCCGCGCUUCCCCUACUACCCCUGCCUGCGCCACCACCUCAAGCUUCCGCCACCGUGCAAUGCCAUCGAUUUCCUCCGCUACGAUGUCUUCUCGAACGAUUCUGGACACCGCGUCCAACCCUGCACCAACACCUCAAGCUUCCGCCGCCACACGGCACCAUCGAUCUCCUCCGUUGCGACGUCUUCUCGGACGAUUCUGGGCACCCUAGGACAUCACGGACAUGGGUACAUCGAACCGUGGUCAAUUCCCCUUGCCGUCUGCCACCAUGGCCACAGAGGAGCACCGUGGGUGUACUUUGUCUCCCAUGUGCUGCGGCGCGCGGCUGUACUUCCUCUCAUGGAUGAGCGCGGAGGGUUGCGGUAUAGAGCCUCCAGCAACAACGAUGGCGGCGGCAAUGACACCAUCCUCAACGGACGAUUACACGCGACGCAGUCCUCUAGCCUCUCCCCCUUUCUUUGUCAACACCAACAACGAGGUGGAAACUUCCCAAGGCGGCCGUGGCGGCUUGCCCACGCCACCGGGCGAUGUACCAAGAUGGCAUCGUUCACUCAGUUUUGCCCUGCAGUUCCAUGCAUUGAUUCAUAUCUUGUACUCUGCAUGCAACCUGUUUGUCGAUAUGCCAGUGUGAUAUCGUUGAUCUCCUAAUCUAUUUUGUCCGUGCAUGUAGCUCUUAGAUGGGCUGGUGUCUCUUCUUGGCAUUAAUCAUCUACCAACCUAUAACUUUGUCAGGCAAGGAAGCUACUGCUGCCAGAUCAGUUCUUCCAUCAGUUGAGACGUGGAGAAGUCAUCAAGGAUCAGGGACUCAGGGUCUACAACACCAUCACAGUUGCCAUCAGUAUCAGUGUUGAGACCUCAAUCAAGAGCAUGGAUGAGGGGAUCCCACGGUGUGGCUCAGACGAUGAACCAUAGUACUACAGUCUACAGAAGUCUGUUACCAAGUUUUGUUGCAUAUGUGCUGCUAAUACCAGAAAUUGUCAUCGACGACAGCAUCUAUGAAAGAGACCAAAUAGCUCAUGGAGAAGGAAGAAAGUCACUUUGGAGGAUGAGUUUGAAUGAGCCCUAUAUUUUGAAUAGUGCCAAAAGAGAAAAGUCAAGCUUUCCCAAGGAAUUUUGGUGUUUUUUUUCCGAAAAGAGGGGGCUCCCCGGCCUCUGCAUCAGAGUGAUGCAUACGGCCAUUUGGUGUGUACCGACCUCAGACACCAACAACCUGCUCCCGCUACAGGAAUACAGCGCCAUUGCUCUUCGUGUGUGGCUGCCGAAUGCGAUGUUACAGUUGCUGCAUGGUCUCAGUCCUUUAUUUUCAUCGGUCAAAGAUGGGAACCUUGGUCAAGACAAAAUUGUGAAGCCAUGCAUGGCAGUGGCAGCACGGCAUAGUCCAAAUGUCACAACAGGAAGGAAGUGACAGUGUGUAGUGGUAAUAAAAAGGGAAGGGAGCCACCCCCUGUGUUUGUGACAGCAUAGAAUGAAUAGUGUGUCUAUAUAUUUUUGUUCUGUACAAAUGAAAGGUUUGGGAUUGGAAUAGGUGAGUCACUAGGGUGCAUGUUGAUAGUAAGAG
Messenger RNA from Triticum dicoccoides, 1620 nucleotides. RefSeq lists its product as uncharacterized. The transcript has 7 exons. The coding region runs from base 934 to 1467 and encodes 177 amino acids. NCBI's taxonomy places the organism in Eukaryota, Viridiplantae, Streptophyta, Magnoliopsida, Poales, Poaceae. The record is from RefSeq and is a predicted model, not a curated record.